This is a messenger RNA of Plasmodium adleri (nom. inval.), 654 nucleotides long. RefSeq names its product conserved Plasmodium protein, unknown function. The record is from RefSeq and is a predicted model, not a curated record. NCBI's taxonomy places the organism in Eukaryota, Apicomplexa, Aconoidasida, Haemosporida, Plasmodiidae. The transcript has 2 exons. The coding region runs from base 1 to 654 and encodes 217 amino acids.
AUGAUUAAAAAAGUAGUUUCUUUAUUUUUUAUUUUUUUUUUAUUUACAAUAGUUAGAGCAGCCCCAGGAAAUGACAACAACAAUGUUAACAAUGAUGGAAUUGUACACGUGUUAAGCAAAAAUAUUGACGUAAAAAAUUUACAAGGUACCUUUUAUGAAAUAGCUACAAAUGCUUCUGAUAAAAUAUUUCCAGGUUUAGCAUGCAGAUGUACAAAAUAUGAAUUAUCAGGUUUAAAAAGAGAUGGUAAUUUAGGUUAUGUUUUAAUUAACUUUUCAUGUGCUCGUAAUUUUAUUUUCGGUGAAAAGAAAUCAGAAAUGACUUUCAAGUUAAUAUUAAACAAACCAUUAGAUGAAAAUACAACAACUGUUGAAGAAUUUAAUGCUAGUAUUUAUUUAGUACAAGGAAACCAACAAAUAUUAUUAAAUGGAAACAUCAAUAUAAUAUAUGCUGAAUUAAAUGAACAAAAUGAAUUCGAACAUCUUAUCUUAGGUGGUCAAAAAUCUAUAGAACCCAUGAUCAUUAUGUCUAAAUAUAGAACCGUUUUAUUAGAUACUUACAAUAAAUUAAUAAACUCUCUUUAUUUAGCUGGAUAUGAACCAUCACUUUUAACUUGGCCAUUUAUCAUACAAACAGAUCAAACCUUCUGUGAUUAA